Messenger RNA from Cetraspora pellucida, 180 nucleotides. The record is from the annotation of a GenBank genome assembly. NCBI's taxonomy places the organism in Eukaryota, Fungi, Glomeromycota, Glomeromycetes, Diversisporales, Gigasporaceae.
AUGAAAGAAAAAGGAAGGGCGAAAGAAAAAGAAAGGGUGAAAGAAAAAGAAAGGGCGAAAGAAAAAGAAAGAGCGAAAGAAAAAGAAAGGGCGAAAGAAAAAGAACAAGAUGAAAGAAAAAGAAAAGGGCUAAAGAAAAAGAAGAGAAAGAAAAAAAAGACAAGUAUGAAAGAAAAAUAA